Messenger RNA from Colletotrichum graminicola M1.001, 702 nucleotides. RefSeq lists its product as uncharacterized. NCBI's taxonomy places the organism in Eukaryota, Fungi, Ascomycota, Sordariomycetes, Glomerellales, Glomerellaceae. Bases 1 to 702 code for a protein of 233 amino acids. The transcript has a single exon. The record is from RefSeq and is a predicted model, not a curated record.
AUGAUUCACCCCCCGCCGGCCUACGGUGGCCACCAUAUGAUGGGACAGUACGGCUACCCUCAGAUGCUCGACAUUUCUGAGACCGAUUCUGGCCCUGUGGCUUACCUGCAAUCGAACUUGCCGGUCCGGUACCACCCGCAGGCUCCGGAUGUUCAACAGUCAGAGCCCUGUCAGGCAUUGGCGUAUGUGAACGCUAUGCUACACACCAUCCCCCGCUCCGGGAAUGCAGUCCCUCUCGCGCCCCAGCCCGAGUAUUUGACCCCAAGUGGCACUGCCACAUACAGCCAGUAUUCGUCCUCCCAGAGCCUGGUAUUCGACCAAUCCCACCUGAAUCCUUACUGGGCAUGGGACAGCGCCAGCGCCAUCAGCGGACACACCAGCAACUCGAGCCGCCUCGAAAUAUGCUAUUCCUGCGGGGAACCAGUGAACUCGAGGCAGAUGCAGCGCCAUAUCCAAGACCGUCACCGGCAAGAAGGUGACCAGAAAUACGUUUGCAAAUGCGGCCACGAAGACCCAGCCCUGCGCAAAUGGAACUACACCCGGCACCUGGACAAUUGCAAGCGGAUGGACAGACCGGGCCAGGUUUUUACCUGCAGAUGCGGAGAUGCACUGAGUGAGCUGCCGGCUCACCUGGACCACAUCAAGGACUGCGGGAAGAAGAGGGCCGGGCGGCGCUCGAAGAGAGCUCCAACAGUCAACUGA